GUUUACUCAGUUCAUUACGGGGGCGGAGCGUCGUCGGUGCCUUAGAUUAGAAUUUUGAACAAUCAAAUAUGUUGCAGUUUCCGGCAUUCAUGACGCAGUAUCCGUCAUCGACGAGGAUGAUUCCGACGUCGCUUCUUCUUACUCCGCAGUGGCCUCAGCCGCAUAGUGAGGAACUUCUCCUCGCCAUUGAGGAGUCCGAUUUCGAAGAUAAGUGUAAUGAGAUCAGGAAGAUAAACAUGGAGCAAAUCGUGAUAGGGAAGAUGACAGAUGAUAAUGAGAAAGAAGAGUUGGACAAUGAUGCAGACGAUGAUGAUGCUGACAAUGCAGAAGAGUCUGAAGGUGAUGAGUUUGAGCAGGAAACUGGUUAAUCCUCGGACUAUUUGUUAUUCCAUCCCUCAACAUAUACUCCCUAAUAACACCAUAUCUUUUACUGAUAUUGUUAAACUAUUUAGUAUAUUCUGUUAUGUCAUGGAGAGGAAAAGUGAAAAAGAUCCCACCCCUUUUAAACCUUGUUAAUGUAUUUUGGUUCCAAUCCAGAUUGCAUUGUUAUUUUAUAAAAUGAAUUUAUAAUA
This is a messenger RNA of Lactuca sativa (garden lettuce), 572 nucleotides long. Its product is annotated as transcription termination factor. The record is from RefSeq and is a predicted model, not a curated record. Gene Ontology annotation, biological process: regulation of mitotic cell cycle spindle assembly checkpoint. NCBI's taxonomy places the organism in Eukaryota, Viridiplantae, Streptophyta, Magnoliopsida, Asterales, Asteraceae. Gene Ontology annotation, cellular component: anaphase-promoting complex.